GCCGGAAAUUAGAUCGGAAGAACAGAGUAACGAGUUGGUGAAAAUGGGCAACAACGGAAGCACUCAGCCAGGGGCAACUGAAGAAGUGAAAACGAUGAAAGCCCCAGGAAGGGAAGAUACUCGCAUUUCCAGGGCUCACUUUGAAGAGAACCCCAAACGCUACUUUCAAGAGCAUCGUGAUGAGAAGAAAAAACAAACUGCAGAAGUGAAAACGAUGAAAGCCCCAGGAAGAGAAGAUACUCGCAUUUCCAGGACUGGCUUUGAAGGGAACCCCAAACGCUACUUUCAAGAGUAUCGUGAUGAGAAGAAAAAACAAAUCGCAGAAGUGAAAAUGAUGAAAGCCCCAGGAAGGGAAGAUACUCGCAUUUCCAGGGCUGGCUUUGAAGGGAACCCCAAACGUUACUUUCAAGAGUAUCAUGAUGAGAAGAAAAAACAAAUCGCAGAAGUGAAAACGAUGAAAGCCCCAGGAAGGGAAGAUACUCGAAUUUCCAGGGCUGGCUUUGAAGGGAACCCCAAACGCUACUUUCAAGAGCAUCGUGAUGAGAAGAAAAAACAAACCGCAGAAGUGAAAACGAUGAAAGCCCCAGGAAGGGAAGAUACUCGCAUUUCCAGGGCUGGCUUUGAAAGGAACCCCAAACGCCACUUUCAAGAGCGUCGUAAAAAGAAGUGAAAACAUAUGACUAGUGCUUGCUGCUGCUUGCUUGAUGUGUUUUCUAUUUGAAAUAUUAAUAUUUCCUAUAUGUUAUCGAUUUCGUUUAGUUUGAAUGAUUUCUUUUCCUUUUAAUUGUCUGUAAAAUAGUAUGCACCCACCAUCCCCCACCACACACAUAUAUAUUAUAAAUGGAGUGUUGAGAU
This is a messenger RNA of Juglans regia (Persian walnut), 855 nucleotides long. RefSeq lists its product as uncharacterized. Bases 44 to 670 code for a protein of 208 amino acids. The record is from RefSeq and is a predicted model, not a curated record. NCBI's taxonomy places the organism in Eukaryota, Viridiplantae, Streptophyta, Magnoliopsida, Fagales, Juglandaceae. The transcript is spliced from 2 exons.